Eriocheir sinensis (Chinese mitten crab) is the source of this 3276-nucleotide messenger RNA. Its product is annotated as dnaJ homolog subfamily B member 12-like. Gene Ontology annotation, molecular function: Hsp70 protein binding. The transcript is spliced from 7 exons. NCBI's taxonomy places the organism in Eukaryota, Metazoa, Arthropoda, Malacostraca, Decapoda, Varunidae. The record is from RefSeq and is a predicted model, not a curated record. The coding region runs from base 66 to 1280 and encodes 404 amino acids. Gene Ontology annotation, cellular component: endoplasmic reticulum membrane. Gene Ontology annotation, biological process: cellular response to misfolded protein.
GAUUGGCCGGCGUGCACCAAUGGGCGGCCGCCUUGCAGGGUGCGUGUUUACACCUGGGCUGCACCAUGGUUCAUGACGGGAACAAGGACGAGGCCGAGAAAUGCUUCAACUUGGCGCAGAAAUACUUUAAGGAGGGCAGCAGGGAGAAGGCAGCGAGGUUCGCACAAAAGGCGGAGCGGCUGUACCCGUCCGCCAAGUCCCAAGAAUUCCUGGAACUUCUGAACCGGUUAAGCGGGACAACAAGCCACACCCCUCACAGUAAUGGCACAGCUGGUGGAGAGGGUGAUGAUGGGGAUGGAGGAGGAGGUCGCAGCGGAGGGGAAAAUGUCCGUCAAAGGAGAAGUGCUGCGACAAGUGAGGAGAGAAGCAGCACCAGCACCACCAGCGCCUCCCAGACAUCUGGCAGCACAAGGGAGUACUCCAAGGAGCAGGGGGAUGCUGUCAAGAAAAUUAUGAGGUGUAAGGAUUACUAUGAGAUUUUGGGAGUGAGCAAGGAUGCCACAGACAGUGACCUCAAGAAGGCGUAUCGCAAGCUGGCACUCCAGUUUCACCCUGACAAGAACAAGGCACCUGGAGCAGGGGAAGCAUUUAAAGCUGUUGGUAAUGCCUUUGCUGUGCUCAGUGAUCCAGAGAAAAAGAAACAGUAUGAUCUCUAUGGACCUGAGGAAGCAAGUAGCCCUAGUCACCACAGAAACUCCUACAGCCAUCACGACUUCACUCGAGGCUAUGAAAGUGACAUGACGGCAGAAGAGCUCUUCAACAUGUUCUUUGGUGGUGGCUACCCUGGAGGAAAUGUGUAUGUGCGGCGUGGUGGGCGGUGGGAGCGUGCAGCAGGCCAUGGGAGGGGUUACAGUGGUCAGCAGGGCCACAACCACCAGGCUGCCCACGCAGAGCAGUCCAAUGUGUCCGUGUUCCUGCAGUUGAUGCCGCUCCUCCUCAUCUUGCUACUGUCCCUCGCGUCCUCCCUCCUCUCCUCCGACCCUACGUACUCCCUCUCGCCAACCAGCAAAUACAGUGUUCAGCGUAGCACUUCCCACUUGGGUGUGUCCUACUACGUGAAGCCAGACUUUAAUACCGACUACCAAGGAAGUAUUCGACGGUUAGAGCAACAUGUAGAAGAGGAUUUUGUAUCUACUCUCAGGAAUGCUUGCUUUAAAGAGAAAAAUUAUAAGGAAAACAUGAUAUGGAGAGCUCGGUCGUUUGGUGAUGCCCAGAUGUUUAAGCGAGCCCAGGAACUCCGUACCCCCUCAUGUGACUCACUUCAGAGUCUCUAUAAUUAAAGACAUAGAUUCAUAGACUUCAUUAUGUCAAAUUCAAAUCAUCGCUCCAGCAUUGGCCAGUUGACAAGAUUUAUCUACUCAUUGGGUAUGCAGCAUUAUUCGAAUUUGGAAAUUCAUCAAAAUGUGAACAGUGAGACAUAUACAGACAUUAAUAAUGCAUAUCCCAAAAUUACUUAAUCCUUGACUCACUUAACAUUAGUCUUUGAAAGUCACUUGUACAUUGUUUAUAAUCUUGACAUCUUCUGGCCUCUGCUCUAAUAAUAUAUUAUUUAUACUAGUAUUCAAAUUUAUUUAUGAUGUUAUAUUUUGUUGUUAUGUUGUGCCCAGUUUAUGUAACAUAACUCUUUUUAAGGAUCAUUUUGUCACUUUGUUCUGAAAGCAUUUGGUUUGAAAGUAAAUCUGUUAUAUAUAUGAAUACGAAGCUUUGCAACAUUUAUGGUGAAUAUUUGAAAUAAAGUAAUCAGUAUAUGUUUUCUUUCACUCAACUCAUAAAGAUUUUCCUGUUUCACUUGAAAAUAAUGUUCCUAAACCUGGAUGUAUUCAGCAGGUGUACAGUUCACAUGCAAAGCCUUUCUCUUCACAUGCACAUAAAAUACACAGCAAGCCUAUUGGCGACCCACUUGCAGCUUUAUGAUUUUUACUAUCUUGCACUAUGCAUAUAUAUAUAUAUAUGGCUUUUUUAGUAAUGUCUCUGGCUUAUUACCUCAGUACAAAUGCAUUCAAAUUCCAAUGUCAUCAAAGUUUUUUUCUCACAUGCCUUCAGAGUUUUUAUUUAGUAUGAUUUCAUGACUUGGGAAUAAUUUAAAGAAAAAUGAAAAACAUAACUAAGAUGUAUAGGAGUGAGGUAAGUAGGUGCAAGAUUUAGAGGAGUGUGGAGAUGGAAAUUGUGUGUGUGUGUGUGUGUGUACAGACAUGUAUGUGUGCAUAUGUUGGAUAGGUUUGGCAGACAUGUUGGGGAAUGUUCUGGAAACACAAAUUCAGGAUUUUUCUAAGGUGUCGUUAUGAAAGAUUCCAUAAUUUUAAUGAAUCCUUUGUGUGUUAUGUAGACAAAAAUCCAGAAAAUUUUCUUAGUAAAGUCAUGUAAUCUUUAAUAUAAAAAAUUGUGAAUGUAUGUUCAUUACUUUUGCAAAGAACAUAAUGCUGCAAAAAAUAUUAAAGAACAAACAAAAUAAUCUUGUAAAAGAGUUGAAUAGAUCCUGGUUAGUACCCUUAUUAUCAAUGGUUUCAGAUCCUACUUGCUGUAGUGCUCACCAAGAGUCCAGUAGCUGGUUAGAGCUUUUUAAGUUGUACUUUAUGCAAAGGAAGUAGAGAUUUUCAUUCACAAGUCUCAUGGUUUGAUGAUGUUUUUAUCCUUGAUUCCCCUCGUGAUAUAAUUAAAUAGAUCUUUUAAGCAAGUCUAAAAUUGUCAGUGAAAGUUUACUUGUAUAUAAUUGCCGUAAAACAACAUCAUAAAGAACAUAACUGAAUUCUGUUGAAAUAUCCUUUCCAGUUACCUUUUUAGAAGGUAAUUGUUUGGGAAGUACUGGACCAAUGCAAGGUACACAUAGUGGUAGGAAGAUCUAAGGUGUCUAGGCAGGGGCUUAGACACAAACAAACAGGAUUCUUGACAUUUUUUACAUGUCCCUAUCUCCAAAACUGUUACUCUGAUUGAUCAGGCAACACUUAAAUGGAUUUAAAGUUGAUAAAUGAGAUACAUUGUUGUUUUAGCUUCAGUUUGUGAAGCAUAUGUUUUAGAAAUUCUUCCCAUCUCUCCCUGUUGCUGUCAGCAUUUUCAGAGAAGUAUGUUGUGCAGUUGUUGAUGGAACUCCUCAGGCAGCAUUUGAGGGCAUUUGAACUAUGUGAAAGGAUUACGUAACCUUAACAUUAGGAUGUUCCCUAUUUUGAUAUGCUGAGUCCUUUAUGGGUUUAUGUCAGAGCUUGCCUACUGCAAAGACAGUCUAUCCUAUAUUUCAUCUCUGCCUUGCAAAGUGUUUUUUUUGUUUUUUUUUUUUUUUUU